UUAUUACAUAUCACAAUCAUGUCAUAAAUUUUUCAUGUAUAAACACUUUGAAUUUUCCCUCAUUUUCCCACAUAAACUUUUUCCAUUUUCUUUUUCAAAAGACACCCACUUUUCUUCAGUUAGAACCCAGAUUUUCUUUUCUUCAAAGUUCUCAGUUUUUUGAACUUUUCUUUUAGACAAUGAAUGGGGGUUCAUUGGGGAUUCGUUCAGGGAGUUAUAGUUCUUUAGAUAAAAAACAGCAACAAAAUGAUGUCUUGUUACCAAUUCAAACACCUUCAACGACAAAAACUAAACCUUAUUCGAAAAUGUUUAAAGACAAGGAGAAAUUGUUUCAUUGGGCCUGUAAAUUUGCUGGUCGGAAAAGAGUUAGGAUGUUUCUCCUUUUAGCCAUUUCAGCUGCUGUUUUUGUUUGGGUUUUCUAUGUCGGCAAAGAUGAAGAUCAAGAAAAUCACAAUGGGCAUAAGGUAAAUGAUAGUUUGCCUCUAAACAGUUCCGAAACUCCUCCAAUGAACGAAGUGCAAACUGUCGGAAUUGUAAAUCGGGUGUCUUUUCCGAUCGAUGUGGAAAGAACUGAAGUUCGAGUAAUGCCUCCGCCGCCGCCUUCGUAUUUUUUAGGCUAUACUCUUCCUCCAGGGCAUCCUUGCAACAGUUUCACUUUACCCCCGCCACCGGCCGAUAAAAAACGGACUGGGCCACGUCCUUGUCCUGUAUGUUACAUUCCUAUGGAGGAAGCUAUCGCCUUGAUGCCGAAAGUCCCGUCAUUUUCGCCCGUAGUUAAAGAUUUAACAUAUGUUUACGAGGAAAACUUGAAUAAAGAGACGGAGUUCGGAGGUUCCGACUUUGGUGGGUAUCCUACUUUGAAGCAACGGGAUGAUUCAUACGAUAUAAGAGAGUCAAUGAAUCUGCAUUGCGGAUUUGUUAAAGGAAGAAAACCCGGACAUGGGACAGGGUUUGAUAUCGAUGACAACGAUCUUCUCCAUAUGGAACAAUGUCGUGGAGUGGUUGUUGCAUCGGCAAUAUUCGGAGCUUUCGAUGUCAUACAACAGCCGAAGAACAUUAGCGAAUAUUCCAAACGAACCAUAUGCUUCUAUAUGUUUGCGGAUGAAGAAACCGAAGCCGAUUUGAAAGCUAAUGGUGGUCUAGACGAGACUAGGAAGAUCGGAGUGUGGAGGAUCGUUGUUGUCCGUAAUCUUCCUUACACCGAUGGAAGACGCAACGGAAAGAUUCCGAAGCUUCUAACGCAUAGGCUAUUUCCGAAUGCUCGUUUUUCUUUAUGGAUUGAUGGGAAACUUGAGCUUUUUGUUGAUCCAUAUCAAAUUCUUGAGAGGUUUCUAUGGAGAACGAAUGCCACUUUCGCAAUUUCUAGGCAUUAUAAACGCUUUGAUGUAUUCGAUGAAGCCGAGGCAAAUAAAGCUGCUGGCAAAUACGAUAACGCCUCCGUCGACUUUCAAGUCGAUUUCUAUAAAAAGGAGGGUCUAACCCCAUAUUCCGAGGCUAAACUUCCCAUCAAGAGUGAUGUUCCCGAAGGAUGUGUGAUAAUACGAGAACAUGUUCCGAUUAGCAACCUCUUUUCUUGUCUUUGGUUCAAUGAAGUCGAUCGUUUUACUUCUCGAGACCAAAUUAGUUUCUCAACCGUUAGAGACAAGAUCGCGGCGAAGACAGGUUGGAUGGUUAACAUGUUCUUGGAUUGUGAACGCCGUAACUUUGUCGUUCAGCAAUAUCAUAAGGAAGUUUUAGCGUAUUUGGCUCAAAUGGCUCCUCCUGUUAUUAAUCCGCCACCGCCGCCGACGUCGUCACGGUCUUUCGUCCGAUGAUCCACCAAGGAUUUUCGCACUCAAAACUUCGGAUGAAAGGAACAAGAACAUGGGUUUAAAUUAAAAGAAAUAAAAAAGAGAGUCCUUUUUCAGGAAAA
This is a messenger RNA of Gossypium arboreum, 1912 nucleotides long. Its product is annotated as probable hexosyltransferase MUCI70. The record is from RefSeq and is a predicted model, not a curated record. The transcript has 9 exons. Lineage: Eukaryota; Viridiplantae; Streptophyta; Magnoliopsida; Malvales; Malvaceae. The coding region runs from base 180 to 1814 and encodes 544 amino acids.